AUGCCUCGGAACCAUCAUUCUAGAAGGCCAAACCGAGCCAAUUCUUCACCAACUUUUGACAGGACCGGAUGGAGCCAGUCAACGCCAGCCCACGUAUCAACUCGCACGGAAUGUGUCGAUAGAUUCGACCCCUUCUUUGCAGACCGAUUGGCUUCGCUUUGCGCAGAAUGCAACUUCGAUGGAUACCUCGUCAACAUCGAAAUCCCCGCCAUUUCGCCCGCGCUGGUUCGCUUGCUCAUCGACUUUCUAAAAGAACUUCGAGCCAAACUGAAGUCGAUUUCGGAGUUUCAUCAGGUGAUUUGGUACGAUAGCAUCGAUAACCGCGGUUAUCUCAAUUACCAGAAUAAACUGAAUGCCCAAAAUAAGCCCUAUUUCGACGUGGUUGACGGAAUUUUCCUCAAUUAUUGGUGGAAACCGGACGACCUCGUGUUGACCCGGCGAACCGCGGGGAGCAGAGCGUGCGACGUGUAUGUCGGAGUGGACGUUUGGGGCCGCGGAACGAAUUCCGGCGGGGGUUACAACACGAUUACGGACGUGGCGUUGAUUGCCCGCCAAGGUAUGGUUUCCACGUUUCCCCGAUUGGUAGGGCUGUCGUGCGCGCUGUUCGCUCCCGGGUGGAUUUUCGAGCACGAAUUCGACUGCGAAUUCUCCGCGGCCUACGAGCAAAAAGAGCGGGAAUUCUGGAAUUCCACGGUGACGAGCGCGACGGAGGACGGCCAAUUGCUGCUCUCGAAGAGCUCCACGUGCAUAGCGAAUUACGUAGGCAUGCGUCCCGCGGUUCUUGGUAGAGUGGGAAGCGGUCCAACGGGUUCCUGUUUCCCCUUUUCUCCAAUUUCGCGCGGAUGUUCGGCUCCAUGGAAUUCGUGCGCGGAGUUCCAUGGAACUUCGCAGCGUAUUCCCCGCGGUUCUGCAGCAUGCUGCCGCUGCUGGAUGAAACGGCCGACGGAGGGAGCGAAUUGGAGGGAAAAUGGGCGGGAAACGACGGCUAUCAAGGAAACGGCUGUUUGGAGAUCCGCGGUUAUUUGGGAGGGAAGAAGAAGCGGCAGGCGAUUACGCUGUUCCGAUUGGACGAUGCGAUGA
Molecule: messenger RNA, 1080 nt
Organism: Blastocystis hominis
Lineage: Eukaryota; Bigyra; Opalinata; Blastocystidae
Exons: 2
Coding region: 1-1080 (359 amino acids)
Biological process (GO): protein deglycosylation
Cellular component (GO): cytoplasm
Molecular function (GO): mannosyl-glycoprotein endo-beta-N-acetylglucosaminidase activity
Source: RefSeq, a predicted model, not a curated record